CAGACCGUGUAGAGCUCUCACUGCCAUUGGCUGUGGGGGCGCUACAUGUAGCCAAUCGGAGUUGAACACUGGCAACUUCUUCCCAAACUGACUUGAACUCUCUUGCCAAAUGUGCAGAUGAGUUUUAGGAAAGUUUUUCGUUUGCAAAGUCAAGUUCCCUCCCCGCCCCCAAGUCUGCUUUCGACCCUCGCUUUUCACGUUUCCAUUCUAAUUGUUCUUUCGAGUUCAGGGCAGAGCGGAGGCAGUAUUGCACAAUGUACACUACAGGACUAGCUCCUUACUACGCCAGUAAUUUCAGCCUGUGGUCCGCCUAUUGCUCGAACAGUUUGUUGGAUUCGGUGAAGAAGCCCUCGUUUUGUAUCGCGGACAUCCUGCAUCUCAGUGACGCCGAGAACAUGCCGAGUGCACCGGCACCUCUGCCGGGAUCGACGGCCGCCGUGGCCCAUCUGAGCGGAUCACACGCCAUGCAACCCCCGGGCUCCCCCGUUCGUCCCACGCCCGUGGCUCCCGAGCGGCUCGCCAGCUUCACCCCGAGAGUUUCCCCGGCCUCUCCCUAUCAACGAAGCCCCGCCAUCUGCACUUCCUCAUCGGCCAGGAUCCACCUCGCUGCCGGUUCGAUGCAGCAGCUCCCCGCCCCCUCCAGCAAAGACCUCAAAUUUGGCAUUGACCGUAUUCUCUCCACUGACUUUGACUUUAAAAUCAAAGACAGCAGUAGCAUACGAGAUCUCACCUCUCUCAUGGGCACAGCUCGCCAGCCUGGAGUACACCUCUCCGUACAGAGUUCCGCCAGCCAGUUCUUUGCGUCCCUGGACCCUGGACUUGGUGAGCCUUCCUCAGUUUUGAACUCCAGAACCUCGUCCCAGCACCAUUAUCAGGACUCAUUUCCAGCAGGGCCUUACGCUGUCCUAACGAAGGACACCAUGCCCCAGACGUACAAAAGAAAACGCUCCUGGUCCCGAGCAGUUUUCUCCAACCUGCAGAGAAAAGGGCUAGAGAAGAGAUUUGAGAUUCAGAAAUAUGUGACCAAGCCUGACCGGAAGCAGCUGGCGGCGAUGCUGGGCUUGACUGAUGCACAGGUGAAAGUGUGGUUUCAGAACAGGCGGAUGAAGUGGAGGCACUCGAAGGAAGCGCAGGCCCAGAGAGAGAAGGAGAAGGAGCAGCUGGAGAAACCAGCGCCUCUGGAGGGAGAGCAGCGAGUGAGGGAGAGCCUGAGUGACAAUGAGAAAAGUGACUCCGAAUUGACAGACGUUAAUGAGAAAGACAUUGAGGUGAACGAGUGUCCUGAUCACAAGGCGACUGUCAUCAGGUCGGGGCUUGCCUCCCUAAGUACUGUCGAGUUAAAGCAAAGCGGCUCCUCGCCACCAAGUGCCCCACCAUCUCCGUUGCAAAUUGUGCUAUAAAUGUGAAAUAAUUUUACCCCGCCCCUACUAACAGGAUUGCCACGAGGUAAAGGACAUUUUCAGAACAAGAGUAAGUUAUAUUGUUGCGAAAGGAAGCUGGGAAAUAGAUCGUGCUCACCACUUCCUACCUGUAAAUUGCAAAUAUGUAAAUACAAUGUUCGGCGCAAGGCAUCGUACAGACUGGUUUAAAAAUCUUUUAGAAGUGAAUGAUGUUGUAUCAUAGGGUUUAAUCUGUCCACGUUGAUUUCCAUGUGCUUUAUGUAUACCCUAAGCUGGAGCAUUAGAGGCAGUGGAUUUAUACAUUUUACCAAAGACAAAAAUAAUAUCUUCAACAUCUGUCUGCGCUCACGUGUAUUAACACUCAGAAUAACAACCUACUGCUCUUACCAAGUCUAUACGCUUAAAUGACGGUCAAUAUUUCACUUUCAUGCCGGUUGAUUCAAAGGCUUGCACUGAUCGCGAACAUAUGGAAUAAAGUGGGUAUACUGGUUUAAGAAGC
Messenger RNA from Rhincodon typus (whale shark), 1899 nucleotides. It is a transcript of the gene hlx1, whose product is annotated as H2.0-like homeo box 1 (Drosophila). Gene Ontology annotation, biological process: regulation of DNA-templated transcription. NCBI's taxonomy places the organism in Eukaryota, Metazoa, Chordata, Chondrichthyes, Orectolobiformes, Rhincodontidae. The transcript is spliced from 4 exons. The record is from RefSeq and is a predicted model, not a curated record. The coding region runs from base 255 to 1400 and encodes 381 amino acids. Gene Ontology annotation, molecular function: sequence-specific DNA binding; DNA-binding transcription factor activity, RNA polymerase II-specific.